Messenger RNA from Strongylocentrotus purpuratus (purple sea urchin), 1163 nucleotides. RefSeq names its product ADP-ribosylation factor 1. Gene Ontology annotation, molecular function: GTPase activity; GTP binding. The record is from RefSeq and is a predicted model, not a curated record. Bases 221 to 766 code for a protein of 181 amino acids. Lineage: Eukaryota; Metazoa; Echinodermata; Echinoidea; Camarodonta; Strongylocentrotidae. Gene Ontology annotation, cellular component: plasma membrane; cytoplasm. Gene Ontology annotation, biological process: vesicle-mediated transport; intracellular protein transport. The transcript has 5 exons.
CGUUGAUUGCAUACGUGUUUACGCACUCUAUAUCAAACUCUAACACUGGAUCGGCAGAAAGUGGGAACAUAUCAUAGAUAUCCCUAAAAGGAGGUAAAUUAAAGUGGAAAACCAACGUAAAUCUGUUGGCACUGCACUCACAACUGGCAACUGAGAACUUCUGAGAAACGCCCACUUUGGUAAUCUUGAUCUAUUUGAAGCCUAAGGACUAAGCUUCACCAUGGGUGGGGCUUUCACCAAACUACUUUCCAGUUUAUUUGGCAAGAAAGAGAUGAGAAUAUUGAUGGUUGGAUUGGAUGCUGCUGGAAAGACGACUAUCCUCUACAAACUCAAGCUUGGUGAAAUUGUCACAACCAUCCCAACAAUAGGUUUCAACGUAGAGACAGUGGAAUACAAGAACAUAAGCUUCACAGUGUGGGAUGUAGGUGGUCAAGACAAAAUCAGGCCACUGUGGAGGCAUUACUUCCAGAACACACAAGGUCUGAUAUUUGUUGUAGAUAGCAACGACAGAGAAAGAAUAGGUGAAGCACAUGAUGAGCUCAGUAGAAUGUUGAAUGAGGAUGAUUUAAAGGAUGCGGUACUGCUUAUCUUUGCAAACAAACAGGAUCUGCCCAAUGCUAUGUCUUCACAAGAGAUCCAAGAUAAGCUUAAUAUUCACCAUCUUCGUAACCGCCAAUAUUAUACCCAGGCAACCUGUGCCACUUCUGGAGAUGGACUCUACGAAGGAUUAGACUGGCUCUCCAACCAACUGUCAAAGAAAAAAUGAUGCCACUUUUUAUACGAAGUCGGCAAUCACACCAAGAAAAAGAUAUUUUCCUCUUUACUUCCCUGUACCUCCCAUUCUAAUCUUUACCUUAAUAUGUCCCUGUUUUUGUAAUUCUUUGUAAUGAUCUCUAGAGCUUGUGAAAUGUAUCAGCAAGUGUGUGUGUUCUUUCAGCCCCUAGUCCCUCCCCUCCUGAAACAGAAUUUCCAGUCUGUUCUUAGAUAAAAGCAGAAGGAUGCCUCAACGUAAAAACUUGAAAGCCUGUGGUCAUAUAAGACAAUCAAUAUACAUGCUUAACAGGACCAUUCAUGCAAAACAUGUUUAAAUGGUUUUGGAUACGAGGGACUGUUUAAUUAAAUAACUCUAGCAUCCUGUCAUGUGUCACAUGCACAGUACAUUG